Onychostruthus taczanowskii (white-rumped snowfinch) is the source of this 1165-nucleotide messenger RNA. RefSeq names its product prostatic acid phosphatase-like. The record is from RefSeq and is a predicted model, not a curated record. Lineage: Eukaryota; Metazoa; Chordata; Aves; Passeriformes; Passeridae. Gene Ontology annotation, molecular function: acid phosphatase activity. The transcript has 10 exons. Gene Ontology annotation, cellular component: plasma membrane; lysosome. Bases 41 to 1165 code for a protein of 374 amino acids. Gene Ontology annotation, biological process: dephosphorylation; lysosome organization.
GGGACCUUGGUGUGCAAAAUAGCUGAAAGCUACCCUCAGGAUGAGAGCAAGGCAGCUGGUCUGUGGAAUUUGGAGUCUGUGUUUCCUGUUCUGUCUUUUCUGCAUUUUUCUUCACCAAACAACAGCUAAAAGAAAACUGAAGUUUGUGUCCCUAGUAUUUCGCCAUGGGGAUCAUACCCCACAGGAGUUUUUCCCAACUAAUAAGCACAAAGAAAUUGCAAGACAACAGGGAUAUGGCCAACUUACCAAGCUUGGCAUACAACAACAGUAUGAGCUUGGCCAGUACAUGCGGAGGAGAUACUCUCAUUUCCUGAGCGUUGUAUACAAGCAAUUUGAGAUUUAUGUUCAAAGCACUGACAGUGAUCACACACUUAUGAGUGCUCAGGCAAGUCUUGCCGGACUGUACCCACCAACACAGGAUCAGAUUUGGAACCCCAGAAUCCUUUGGCAGCCCAUUCCAGUUCACACAAUGCCACUGUCACAGGAUAAUUUGCUAUACCUACCUUUCUCACACUGCCCAAAGUACAAGGAACUUCUGAGAGAGACCUUUGCAACAAGGGAUUUCCAAAGGCAAUUCAAGCACUACAAGCAAUUUCUGAAGUUUUUAGCCACUCAUACAGGAUAUCCAUUGAAGAAGUUGACUAGUGAAAGGAUUUGGAAGCUCUCUGACACUUUACAUUAUGAGGAUAUUAACAAUUACACUUUACCUGUUUGGGCUACUCAUGGUGUCAGGACCAAGAUAAUAAAGCUGUCAGAAUUGUUAUUGCAAGCAGAAUUUGGGGUCCACAAACAAAUACAAAAAUCACGUUUGCAGGGAGGUAUUCUUUUAAAAACUAUUCUAAAGCAUAUCUUAGAUGCUAGAAAGCCUUCAUACCACCAAAAAAUGGUUAUGUAUUCCACGCAUGCAGCCACCAUUGCUGCCUUACAGAUGGCACUCAAUGUCUUCAAUGGAAAAUUGCCUCCUCACAGUGCUUGCCAUUUUUUUGAACUUUACCAGGAAAAAAACGGGCAAUAUACCAUAGAAAUGUACUACCGGAACAAUUCCUUGAGGGAGCCUCACCCCCUCACUCUCCCUGGCUGCAAAUUUCGCUGUCCCCUAGAGAGAUUUACUCAUCUGGUCUCUCCCAUCCUCGUACCCUAUUGGACAAGAGAAUGUAGAGUGUAG